Molecule: messenger RNA, 1719 nt
Organism: Monopterus albus (swamp eel)
Lineage: Eukaryota; Metazoa; Chordata; Actinopteri; Synbranchiformes; Synbranchidae
Gene: gale
Product: UDP-galactose-4-epimerase
Exons: 11
Coding region: 358-1422 (354 amino acids)
Biological process (GO): beta-D-galactose catabolic process via UDP-galactose, Leloir pathway
Cellular component (GO): cytosol
Molecular function (GO): UDP-glucose 4-epimerase activity
Source: RefSeq, a predicted model, not a curated record
CGCAGGUUUAUUGACUGUUUUUGAUAUCACACUUUGUUUUACAUGAUCCACUUAUCAGUAAAUACGCAACAAUUGAAGCUGAAGGUGUGUGGUGCGAGUUCAGGAAUGGCUGGGCUUUUAUUUUGAAAGGGACACAUAUAGUACAUCUCGCGUCUAUCUUCAACUUAACACUGUUCCACGUUUUCCAGGAAGUAAAGAAAUGUCUAAAGAGAAAAAUUCACAACUUCACUAGCUAAAUGAGCUGACAAACACACACACAUUCUCUCUUUACACUCACGGUUCCUGUUUCUCGUGACCAGAAUUAUCAAGAGACAUUACCGGAAACGACAAUUUACAGUCUUGUCGGGAAUUUUAAGAAUGGCAGAGAAGGUGCUGGUCACAGGUGGAGCAGGCUACAUUGGGAGUCACUGUGUGGUGGAGCUCAUCGAAGCAGGCUAUGAGCCAGUUGUAGUAGAUAACUUCAGUAACGCUGUAAGAGGUGUGGGUGGAGGACAAGGAGAUGUACCAGAGAGCAUACGUAGGAUAGAGAAACUUCUGGACACCAGCAUUGAGUUUCAUGACCUAGACCUUCUGGACCGACCUGGCUUGGAAAAACUCUUCAAAAAGCAUUCUUUCAGUGCUGUGAUGCACUUUGCUGGUCUGAAGGCUGUUGGAGAGUCAGUGGAGCAGCCGUUACGGUACUACAGGGUCAACCUCACCGGCUCCAUCAAUCUACUUGAGGUGAUGCAGGCUCACAGAGUGCACAAUCUGGUCUUCAGCAGCUCAGCCACUGUGUAUGGAGACCCUCAACAUCUGCCCAUCGAUGAGCAGCACCCCGUGGGCGGCUGCACCAAUCCCUAUGGCAAGACCAAGUACUUCAUUGAGGAGAUGAUCAAGGACCACUGUAAGGCAGAGAAGGACUGGAAUGCAGUGCUGCUGCGUUAUUUUAACCCUAUUGGAGCUCAUUCAUCUGGCCUGAUCGGAGAAGACCCUCAGGGUAUCCCCAACAACCUGCUGCCAUAUGUAGCCCAGGUGGCCAUUGGGAGAAGAAAGUGCCUCAGUGUAUUUGGGAAUGACUAUGACACCACUGAUGGAACAGGUGUGAGAGAUUAUAUUCACGUUGUAGAUCUGGCAAAGGGGCACAUAGCAGCUCUGAAGAAGCUGAAGAAUAGCUGCGGGUGCAAGGUUUACAACCUAGGAACAGGACAAGGCUACUCUGUGUUCCAGAUGGUAAAAGCUGUGGAAAAGGCGUCAGGGAGAGAGAUCUCAUACAAGAUCGCCCCACGCAGAGAAGGAGACAUAGCAUCCUGCUACGCUGACCCUCGUCUAGCUGAGAAGGAGCUGGGGUGGAAGGCUGAAUUUGACCUGGAAAGAAUGUGUGAGGAUCUGUGGCGCUGGCAGUCCAUGAACCCCACUGGUUUCUCCAACAACACAGACUCGUGAUUCAAGCACAGGUGGUUGCUGUUGAAUAUUCUUCUAAAACACCGGGCCAAAGCAAACCAUCAGCUUCCUCAUUUAUGCAUAUCACAUUGACACAUAAGAAGAUCUGAAGGAGAGACGACUGCUUUAAGUUUUGUCAUGUUUCAUUUUCCAUGUCUUCUGUAUUAAUCUUAUUUUUUCAAAUAAUUCCAUACAAAUGUUUCUGUGUUGUAGUUUUGUAGGGUUUAACAAUGGAUAUUUUCUCUAUUAAUGUGUUAAUUUGUGAGUGAUAACAGUAGAGGAAUAAAUUAAUUUUCUACC